This is a messenger RNA of Ceraceosorus guamensis, 965 nucleotides long. RefSeq lists its product as hypothetical. The transcript has 6 exons. Bases 1 to 741 code for a protein of 246 amino acids. NCBI's taxonomy places the organism in Eukaryota, Fungi, Basidiomycota, Exobasidiomycetes, Ceraceosorales, Ceraceosoraceae. The record is from RefSeq and is a predicted model, not a curated record.
AUGUCCGCGGCUUGCUAUUCUCUUUCUUGCUUUUGCGUCGGGUGUGCGUACGCGGCCAGCACAUACGGUACAUACCGACCCGUACGCUCGCGCCCGGCGGGUCGAGAGCUAGAGCACCAGGCAAGGCGAGCGAGAAAGCCGCCGAACGUGUGCUGCAUGCUGGUCAUGAAAACGAUUACCUCGCAGCAAGGCGGUAUGAUCAAGUCAGACAGGAAUAAGUGCAAGUCUUGGCUUCUGCAGGCUGCUGUGCAGUCGAGCAAGUCACCUUGCACCUUUGCGGCUCUAACACCUACACCUCUGGAUCACGAGUUCAUCAUUACAUAUGCAGCAGUCGAAGCAGGUGAGACAGUCGAGGGCUGGUUUGCAGCGGCGCAGCGCGAAUGCUCAGCAACCAUGCACAAACGUACAUGCGAAGGUCUUACUCGGUUCCGCAGAGACGACUUGUCCACAUCAAUCAACUCGGCAAUUUGUGAUCGAUUAGGCCAAGCCUGCACUCUCGAGCUAAAAGUCUCGGAGCAGAGCGCAAGAGAUAUCCAAGCCCUCGGGGCCAUAGAAACGUGGCCAAAUGAUGCGCUCUGUGCCGCUGCGAGCGUACCUGCAGCAGAAGAGAAAGUUGCGAGCUUAGCGUCCACAGGGAGUCACGAGUCCCAACACCUCGCACACGUAGCCCGUCCUGCUUCAUCAGACUCAAACGAGGAAGAGGACGAGGCCGAAAGUAGCAACUAUGCUGGGGCCAGAUGAUCAUGACGUCCGUUGUGGACCGGAGUUCGAAGCUGGCAUGCUUUUUUAGCAGCAAUCACGAAUCCUGAAUCGACAAUGAGCAAGCCGCUGCAAAUCAAGAAAAGAUCCGCCGAGAAAAGACGGACUUCUUGGGAAGACCAUGCAAGAAGUCCGAACGAUCGUCACACGCGGACGCGCACACUCAAGACUUCCAUGAAGAGUUGACUCCCCGCUCAUCGUCGCUG